Laccaria bicolor S238N-H82 is the source of this 645-nucleotide messenger RNA. RefSeq lists its product as uncharacterized. NCBI's taxonomy places the organism in Eukaryota, Fungi, Basidiomycota, Agaricomycetes, Agaricales, Hydnangiaceae. The annotation marks the transcript as partial. The transcript has 4 exons. The record is from RefSeq and is a predicted model, not a curated record. Gene Ontology annotation, biological process: mitochondrial protein processing; mitochondrial proton-transporting ATP synthase complex assembly. Gene Ontology annotation, molecular function: metalloendopeptidase activity. Gene Ontology annotation, cellular component: extrinsic component of mitochondrial inner membrane.
UCGUCACCUUCCCCCCCUCCUCAAAACCCUACCGCCUUUGAACAAUGGCGCAGAAAGGCUAUGCUGGUCACUGGCCUUGGCGUCACGGAAGAUGAACGAAUGGGGGCUCUUCGCGCUCAUCAGACGCGGCAGUGUGAAAAGCAGAAGGAGUACUUCAUGAACUACAGUCCUAUCGUUGUUUUUAUGCUGAAGCAUCUGAAGCUCUCAGGGUGUGAAGUACCUCCGUCAAACAUAUUGUGUGCUCCUUGCGAUCAAACGAAGUCUGGAGGCUUCACGCCAGACCCGGGUGCGGUCGUCCUCUGCUCAGGCCACUUUUUCAGUCAGAAACACAUGGAGUAUACGCUGGCGCACGAGCUGAUACACAUGUACGACCAUUGCAAAUUCAAGGUUGACUGGGGUAAUUUGCGGCAUCAUGCCUGCAGUGAAAUCCGGGCAAAUAAUUUGAGCGGCGAUUGCAGGUUCUCACAAGAGGUACGACGGGGUUUUAUCGCCUUCUCGAAACAACAUCAAGCUUGCGUACGGAGACGAUCAGUGGAUUCCGUUGCUGCCAACCCAGCGUGUCCGAAUGAGGCAGCUGCUGAACGUGCGGUGAAUGAGGUGUGGGACAGCUGUUUCAACGAUACACGUCCAUUCGAUGAGGUACAC